Ixodes scapularis (black-legged tick) is the source of this 1363-nucleotide messenger RNA. RefSeq names its product cell division cycle protein 123 homolog. The record is from RefSeq and is a predicted model, not a curated record. Bases 206 to 1309 code for a protein of 367 amino acids. The transcript has 12 exons. Gene Ontology annotation, cellular component: cytoplasm. Lineage: Eukaryota; Metazoa; Arthropoda; Arachnida; Ixodida; Ixodidae.
GUGCUUGUAGCUUGUAGCUUCGCUGGCCUCGCCAGCUUUGGCAUCGUAGCAUCGUAGUGCUUUGUGAGCUUAUUUUACUUCAUGUGUCGCGUGUUUGAGAGGUGCUGAGCUGACUGAACUAUCGCCAAUUAUCGCUGUCAUGUAUCGUUCUUGAUCAGUCCGUUCUAGGCAUAGUUUUGGGGGACGGUGAACUCUACUUUCAAUCAUGCUGGUUCAAGACGUCGUAAGUUGCAGUUUCUCAUCGUGGUACGCGAACUUCAAAAACGCAACCAUACCUAGCAUUUGCAUCCCAGUUACAAAAGAAUUCGUCGACUACCUGCUCUCGGACGGCAUUGUUCUUCCCGGGAAGGUACCUGCAUCACAAAGUUGCGCAAAUGAUUCUGAUGAUGAGGUUACUUGGUGUAUACACCAAGUUUUGCCAUACAUGCCAAGUUUCCUCCUCUCCUCCAUGUUGCACAGUCUUCUGAGUCGCACGUGCAGUGAGGUUGACUGGUCUGAAGCAGACUGUGAAUCCAGUGAGAUUCCCAGCUUUCCCGACCUGGAAGAGAAAGUGUCUCGGGCCAUAGAGCGGCUGGGGGGUCGGGUGUUUCCGAAGCUGAACUGGAGCAGCCCCAAGGAUGCUAGCUGGAUUGCGACCAACAACAGUCUCUGCUGCACCUCUUUCUCGGAUGUCUGCCUCCUCCUCAAGAGCUCGGACUUUGUUACCCACGACCUCACACAGCCGUUCAAGGCUUGUACAGAUUGGCGCAAGGACACGGACACGGGGCACCUUUUCAAGUAUGAACUCGUCCUGAGGAAGUGGGUCGAGAUUGACCCUAGCACGGAGUUUCGUUGCUUCGUGAAAGACUCCGUCCUGAUCGGCAUCUCACAGAGGGACUAUACUCACUAUUACUACCACAUUCAAGAACAGGAGGCUAAUAUUGUUCAAGACAUUUCAACCUUCUUUCACGAGUGUGUAAAGUCCAAGUUUGUCUCCUCCAAAUAUGUUUUUGAUGUAUAUAGAAAGCGCAAGGAUACAGUCAAGCUUCUCGACAUUAACCCGUUUGGUGUUCAUACCGAUGCCCUGCUCUUUGACUGGGAAGAGCUGGACAGCCUCGAAGCGUGUGAGAAUCCCGGCUUUCCCGAAUUUCGAUACAUGAAAGAAAACCAUGGAGUUCAGCCAAGCCCAUAUAGGCAUUAUGCUUUGCCAAGGGAUGUUGUGGAUUUGUGUGCUGGAGAAGAUGCUCAGAAGCUGAUUGACCUCAUGAAGCUUAAACCCGGUGAAGAAUCUUCAGAAGACGAAGACUGCCACCAAGAUGCAAGCUCCUGAUAGUUUUAUACACAAGGGGGUAAAUUUUACAAUAAAAGGGAUACUUUCGUGUUA